AGCGACCAAAUUUUUUUAAAUGCACCGCUUCCAUGCUUUAAUUGUAACGAUUCUAAAAUAGUCUUCUACGAACCCCACCCUAGCCAUGUAAGAAACACUAUCGAACAUUUUUUAAGACUCCUCCUUCUCUCGUAUUAUAUUUUGCCACGUGUAAUCAGAUUCAAGAGUUUGACGUGGGGUUUGCAACCAAUGCUCGGUCUUCCUGAAAUCUCCGUCCAUUUGCUCCGAAAUUCGAAACGCUAACGCUAUGGGAAGGUCCACGUUUGAGGCCGUCGUCUCCGUUUUCGUCACGGUUCACCCGCACGAAACCUCUGCUCUGCUCCAUUCCUUCUUCUGCUUCUUUUUCAUUUUGAGUGCCUAUUUCGUGGUUCUUCCGUUGCGGGACGAUGGUGCCAUCUCGUUGGGGUUAUCAAAUUUGCCGGGUCUAUUCGUGGGGUCUCUGUUGCUCACCCUCAUUGCUGCGCCCUUUUCUUCUUUCAUGUUCUCUCUGCCUAACCUUUCCAAAGGCAAGGCUUUGUUUUUGAUACACAGGUUCUUUAGUGUAUCCCUCAUUUUGUUCUUUAUUCUAUGGCACUCCUCAUCAGCUGGAUAUUCAAAGUCCAAUUUUACAGGAUCCAUGCCCUUGACCCAUCCCUCAAAAGAAGAAAGGAAAAUUGGUGACCAAGGCAGUCUUACAUCUUCAUUUGGUUGGGAUAACCAUGGAUGGUUCUAUAUCUCUGUUCGUAUAGGAUUGUUUCUUUGGGUUGCUUUGCUUAAUCUAAUUACAAUUUCUUCAACUUGGGCAAGGGUAAUUGAUGUGAUGGACAGUGAGUCAGGUUCAAGAUUAUUCGGAUUUAUUGGUGCUGGUGCCACCCUUGGACAACUUUUUGGGUCAUUGUUUGCCAUUGGGAUGGCUUUUGUUGGCCCAUUCUUGCUUUUGUUUGCUGCAUUGUUGAUGGAACUUGCAGCGCAGACAUCAAGAGGGAUAAAUUGUGGUACAUCUCAUGCAGAAGAAAAAUUGUCUCCCAUUAGAAAAUCUGAUUCCAAUCAUGAAAACAAGACUGAUGAGAUUCAAAAGACUGAACAUACUCCAAGAGGUUCUCCAAAGUCAUCUACUUCAGCGAAGCUUCCAAUUUGGCCCAUAUUUGAAGGACUAUGGCUUAUAUUGUCAUCAACCUACCUGCUACAUGUAUCAUUGUUCAUCUGGUUGAGUGCAGUUGUCUCUUCAUUCUUCUAUUUUCAGAAAGUGAGUGUGAUUGCUACCACAGUUAGCAGCUCUGUAGGAAGAAGAAAGUUGUUUGCCCAGAUAAAUAGCUUUAUUGCUGUUUUUAUUCUUGGUGGACAGCUGACCUUGACGGUAAGCUCUUCCUGCAAUAACUUUUUCCUCAUGGGACGCAUUCUUACUGUUGCUGGGGUGACUAUAGCUAUAUGUGCAACACCGUUUGUUGGCUUCGUAAAUUUAGUUACGCUGGCUGUCUGGCCAAAUUGGGUGGUGGUUGCCAUUUGUGAGACAUUAAGAAAGGUUGUUACAUAUGUUGUGACAAGGCCAGGAAGAGAACUUUUAUUUACCGUUGUUUCAGAGGAUGAGAAGUAUAAAGCCAAAGUAUGCAUAGAUGUCCUGGUUCAAAGACUUGGAGAUGCUGCAGCAGCUGGAAUGUACAAAGUGCUUUUUGGUACUCUCAACGGGAACCCAUCAACAGUUUCCCUUUAUGGCCUGCCUGUUUGUUUGUUCUGGAUAGUCUCAGCAUACUCUUUGGGUCGUCGGCAAGUGCAACUUUCCAAGCACCAGAUCUCAUCCACUUAAUAGAAUUUGUGAUUAAAUGUACAAUAUAUUAGUUAUUAAUAUUAUAUGGGAUACCACGUAUAGUGGACACAGUCGAGCCUUAAGAUAGUAAAAGCUAACAAGGUUGUGCUUUCCAAAAUUUCCAAUCAAUUCCUUUGGUGUUGGUAAUUUAA
Vigna unguiculata (cowpea) is the source of this 1935-nucleotide messenger RNA. Its product is annotated as TLC ATP/ADP transporter. NCBI's taxonomy places the organism in Eukaryota, Viridiplantae, Streptophyta, Magnoliopsida, Fabales, Fabaceae. The record is from RefSeq and is a predicted model, not a curated record. Gene Ontology annotation, biological process: nucleotide transport. Gene Ontology annotation, molecular function: ATP:ADP antiporter activity. Gene Ontology annotation, cellular component: membrane.